Messenger RNA from Haliotis rufescens (red abalone), 549 nucleotides. RefSeq lists its product as uncharacterized. The transcript has 3 exons. Gene Ontology annotation, biological process: sleep; regulation of synaptic transmission, cholinergic; positive regulation of voltage-gated potassium channel activity. The record is from RefSeq and is a predicted model, not a curated record. Lineage: Eukaryota; Metazoa; Mollusca; Gastropoda; Lepetellida; Haliotidae. Bases 65 to 406 code for a protein of 113 amino acids.
UCAGACGCAGCCGGGGCAUAUAAGGUGAGGGGGACAGGUAAAUUCACCCCAGCGUUCUUAAAUCAUGGCUUCAGCUGGCCUCCUCACCUGUGUACUAUUGGCCUGCAGUCUCAGAGUUGUCCGAGCCCAGAAUAUCCGAUGUUUCGACUGCAACAGCGGCAAUGGAGGGUGGAACACCAACUGUCCUGAGAACGGCGACCUCUACUUCGACAGAGUGACCAGCGUCGAGUGCCAGGAGCUGUGCUUUGUCCGCACACACAUCUGGCACCCCGGCACCAUUUUCCGUGGAUGUUCAAGUGGAUUCUGGUUGCCGCGCCCCCUGCCGACCAACGGCUGCAUGACCGACUCAAGGGGAGAUAAUUGGUGCUUCUGCGACUCCGAAGAAUGCAAUACAAUGGCGAUGUAGUAGCUGGAGACAAUGCAGAGUUAUUAUUCAAUAAUUACAAUAUUUUUUUUCGUGAUGUAAAUAAUUUGUAUUUGUCACAUACUCUUGUAUGCAACUAUUUUCUAACUGAUGUUCCAAAGACAAAUAAACAUAUUCUAUAAGAA